AACAUUCAUGAAUCAGUCGAACGAUUUGAAUCGGAAAACCAUCGAAAAAAUGUUCCAAAUCAUUUGUUACAUUUGGCUGCUGGUCCUGCUGAAGGACUUGGACUUUUCCAGUGCCGAACCGCAUAACAAACAGCUGACCAUAUUUGUCGAAGCUGGGCGUCAGGAGUGCUUUUAUCAGCCGAUUGCCAGCUCUGAGAAUAUAAAAAUCGAUUAUCAGGUGAUACACGGUGGUCUCGGUGAAAUUCAUAUCAAUUUUAACUUUAUGGAUCCCAGUCGACACCUUCUAAUCAACGAAAUAAAAGAGGAAAAGGGAAAACAUAUCUUGGUGGCAAAUGAAACAGGAUCACAUAAGAUUUGUUUCGAUAAUACCAUUAGUUCUUUCAAUCAAAAGAUCGUAUCCUUUACCCUGGAAGUAACUGCUGCGGACCGAGAGGAGCAAGAACUGCGAAACCUCCGCCGGGAAAUGUUAACCGAUUACCAAUUUGACGUGGCCUACACCGGUAUCGACAAUUACAUGGGAAAGAUUCAGGUGAAUCUCAUGAGGUCCCGACAAACUCAGGAUUUUAUUCGAGCACUCGAGGCCAGAGAUCGCAAUGUGGCUGAAUCCACUUAUGCCAUGGUUAACAAUUGGUCGUGGGCUCAGUUUUUGUCAAUGAUAUUUGUUGGCCUUCUACAGGUCUUGAUGGUGAGAAGUAUUUUCCACACAAACGGGACGUUCUAUAAGUUUUGGAAAUGCUUUUGAGCUGUCAUCAAGAAAAUCUAUGGGAAUAUCCUUAAGUGGGUUAAUAUCAUUUAUUAUCUAUAAAGAAUUUGGUUUAAAUAGAAUACCUCUUUUUUGGAAGUGCCGCAGAAUAUUUUAGCACUCUGUAGAAUUUGAUUAUAAUUUGUAAGAAAAAUUAUAAAAAAUUAAAAAAAAUAAUGUUAGGGUUGCAAGUUAUUAGUA
This is a messenger RNA of Drosophila rhopaloa, 943 nucleotides long. Its product is annotated as transmembrane emp24 domain-containing protein 1. Gene Ontology annotation, biological process: endoplasmic reticulum to Golgi vesicle-mediated transport; intracellular protein transport; Golgi organization. The transcript has a single exon. The record is from RefSeq and is a predicted model, not a curated record. Gene Ontology annotation, cellular component: endoplasmic reticulum-Golgi intermediate compartment; COPII-coated ER to Golgi transport vesicle; endoplasmic reticulum. NCBI's taxonomy places the organism in Eukaryota, Metazoa, Arthropoda, Insecta, Diptera, Drosophilidae. Bases 8 to 742 code for a protein of 244 amino acids.